Molecule: messenger RNA, 609 nt
Organism: Merops nubicus (carmine bee-eater)
Lineage: Eukaryota; Metazoa; Chordata; Aves; Coraciiformes; Meropidae
Product: coiled-coil domain-containing protein 91-like
Exons: 6
Biological process (GO): Golgi to lysosome transport
Cellular component (GO): trans-Golgi network
Source: RefSeq, a predicted model, not a curated record
AUGGAUGAUGAUGACUUUGGAGGAUUUGAGGCAGCAGAGAGUUAUGAGUUUGGAAAUGGUGAAAAGCAGACUACAUCCCCUGCUAUUGCUUGGGCAGCAUUUCCUACAGUAUCUGAAGUCCACAUACCUCCUGAUGUUCUUCUGGAGCACCCUGUGCCUUCCUCCUGCCUGGUUCCUUCUGACUCGUUCAGUUUAGCAAGUGAUAACGUGGCAACAGCUCCUGUUAUAAACUCAGCUGCUCUUGAAGAACAGCUUCAAGCAGAUAUUCCAGUUGCCUCUUUGAAUGUGACUGAAGACAAGACUUCAGGUGCAUCAACCAUUGCUGAUACAGAGAGAAAAAAUGAACCGAAGAGCUACCUUCAGCAAGCUGUCACAAACCUAGAGAUCAAGCUUUCUACUGCUGAAGAAGAAAAAUUAAAAAUCAAGAAGGAGUUAGAAUGUUUACUGGAAAAACACAGUAUUCUAGAGAUGAAUUUCCUGAAGGAAAAAAAAGGAGUAAUUUCACAUCAAGAUCAUUACAAGACGCUCCAGGAAAAGCAUAAGCAGGAGUUAGAAGACAUGAGAAAAGCUGGACAUGAAGCUUUGAGUAUUAUUGUUGAAGAAUUCAAG